Molecule: messenger RNA, 1419 nt
Organism: Paramecium sonneborni
Lineage: Eukaryota; Ciliophora; Oligohymenophorea; Peniculida; Parameciidae
Source: the annotation of a GenBank genome assembly
AUGAAAGGAAUGUUUUAAGAAGGAAUAUUUUAAGGUAUUGAAAAUAAGAGUAAAAAUUAUAUUUAAAUUUAAAACUUUGAAUAAUCAAUAAUAAUAUCCGAAUGUAAUUUAGUGGAGUUGAGAUAAAGAGAAGGUUAAACAUUAAAAAUUUUAGAGAGAAAUUUAGGUAUAUAGAAGUAAGCAAAUAUUUAGGAAUUUCAAACAACAAAAUCAAAAUAGAUACAAACAAUUAAAUCUGAUUCUAUUAAUCAAAUAAAAUAACUAGAGUAUACUAAAUAAUAAACAGAUUAAUAAGUAUUAAAGAAUAGAGAAAAAAAAUAAUAAUGUGAUGUAUCAAAUGAAGCUAUAGAAGUAAUGAAAAUAGAUGAUGAUAAAAUAAGUGUCGAAGGGCCAGUUAAAGUAAGAAAUUAGGCGACAACAUAAAUAUAAUUAAAAGAAGAGAAAUGUACAAUUAUUAUCAUUAUUUAGAACUCAAAUAAUUUAAUUAAGUAAGUUAACUGAGUCAGGGUUGUUCUGGUUUAGAAUUUGAAGUUUUGAAAAAGAUACAUUAGGUUCGAUUAAAUAGAUUGGAUGGAAUAAAAAUGGACUUUUUUAGAGCGAUUGAAAGAUUAGAAAAAUCUGAUUGUAUAACUGAUUUGGUUGGAGAUAAAUAAAUUGUAUAACUAAUUAUUACUUAAUUUCCUGUAAGAUAUAUGAAUAUAUUUAGUAUUUGAGAAGAGUUAGAGGUGAUGGGAAUUGUUUGUUUUCAAGUUUACUCUUUCCUUACUUAGAAUUGAUUUAUGUAAAUAAUCUAUUUGAUAAUGUUUUGAAUUAAUUCGUAGCUCAUGAAAUUUAUUGGAAUAAGUAAAUAUUUAAUAAAAAUAAUAAAGGGCUGUGAUAAUUGAUCCACCUAUAGUUUUUCCUUUGAUUAAGAAGAUCUUUCAGGAGUUGAAGAAGCUUAGUAAAAAAUGUAAUAACGAUUUGAUGAUGUUUUCAGAAGUGAUACUUCAUUACAUGAAUCAAGUGAAUGGCUUUUAUGACAUCCUCAUUAUAUUUAUGCGUUCAACUAUUAUAUAGAGUUAUAAAUUAUACUUCCAAGAAGGAGAAUAUCAAUAUUUUUUAGACGAAAAGACUACUGAAGAAUUCUUAGAAAAAAACAGUAGUUUUGAGGAAGAAGGAGAUUUUUUAUCAAUAUAAUUCUUUUGUGAAAUUUCUUAAAUAAAGGUGAAAUUGAUUAAUUUCUCAGAUAAGCAUCCAAUUUACUCUAUGUAAAUACUUGAACCUAAGUUAAAUAAAGUCAGAUAAGAUUAAAGCAACUUUAUAACUUUGAAAUAUAAUGAGGGUCAUUACGACAUUCUUUAUUCUAGAAUGUUAAAGUAAAUAAUAAUAAAGGAGGAAGAGAGAUAGCUUCCAUAAAUUGAAUUUACUGCUUUAUAUUGA